Rhipicephalus microplus (southern cattle tick) is the source of this 2964-nucleotide messenger RNA. Its product is annotated as sodium-coupled monocarboxylate transporter 1. The record is from RefSeq and is a predicted model, not a curated record. Gene Ontology annotation, cellular component: membrane. Lineage: Eukaryota; Metazoa; Arthropoda; Arachnida; Ixodida; Ixodidae. Gene Ontology annotation, biological process: sodium ion transport; transmembrane transport. Gene Ontology annotation, molecular function: symporter activity.
ACUUCCCCGUCGAAGUCUUCGUUGAAUCCGAAGUACCAUUUCAAGAACUCUGUCGAGACAGAAGCUUUGCGCAAGGGAGCUGCGUAGAAAACGUCGGCGGUGACUGCAAUCGUUCAGGAUAUUUUAACUAAUGUUUGGAAGCGUUAGUACGACGCAGACGUUCUUCUUAACACUCCCAAGAGCCAUGGUUUUUUUAUAGUGCUGAAGCGCUAUCACCUACAGUGCUGAGCGUACCAAACCUAUAGGAAAAAAGUUAAUGGGCAUAACUUUGCAAGAUCAGUCACAAUCGAAUGACUGUGCGAGUAAAAGAAAUAUUCAUGCAAAAGGCACUGUAUUGAGAAGAAAAUUAAGGCAUACGCAAAGAAAAACAUCAAUCAGAGCAAGUAGGCCUGCUUUGACUGAUAAGGCUUCUCAUUUGGUAAGACAGCUCUGAAAUCAAGCAGCAAGCGAUACUUCCGUGUAUUCUGUAAGAUAAGGAUGUCAUCUUGAGCUGGAAGCAAGGCAAUAUUGGAAUCUGUACGUGGAAAUCAUCCUGAACAAGGCUUUGACAACCGGAGAGACAGCGCAUGGCAGCAAGAAGUGGAGAAGACGUUGGUUAACGACUUUAUAGUACAUAAAAUUCUAUAUAUAAAGGAAAUAAAUAUAGCAAAAGUAUUUUCAAACAAAUCCCCUGUCUAGUAUAGGACGGAGGCGCGAAACAGUAUGUGCGCAUGACAUAAGAGGGGUCACAACAUAGCAGGCAGGAGAGUGUGAAGCCACACCGGUACGGGAUCCGUGAAAAUUUACGUGCUGGACUGAACACUGAUGAACGGAAAUAUAUCUCAGGAAUAAGAAUAAGAGCCGUCACAUUGCGCCAGCCAGAGCAUUACCGAAACUUCCAGAGACUAAGGAGCGGAGAGAAGUGAUCAAGAUGGCAGCACAUACCUUCGUGACUUUGGAUUAUGUUGUACUCAUUUCUUUCCUGCUACUGUCCGCCGGAAUCGGCGUGUACUUCGCCUGGCACGACCGCCGAGGAAAUUCGAACCGACAGUUUCUAACGGCGAACAGGCAACUGAACUGGCUUCCAGUGUCGAUGUCAAUGAUGGCGAGCUUCCUCUCAGCGGCUUCGGUCUUAGGAAUACCUGCUGAAGUGUUCGUCCGUGGUUCAACCUUUUGGUACGGUUCUAUAUCUACAACUCUGGCAAUUCUCAUGGCUGCGUUCAUAUUCAUGCCGAUGUACUACAAUAUGGACAUCACCAGCAUUAACGAGUAUCUGGAGAAGAGGUAUUCCUCACGGGCCGUCAGGAAGAUAGGGUCCAUACUGUUCAUCGUUCAUACACUGCUCUACCUGGGCGUGGCGUUAUAUGGUCCAUCACUGGCCCUUGGAUCUGUGACCGGUUUGCCGGUAUGGUCCUCCAUACUGCUGAAUGGUGCCGUCUGCACGUUUUACACGUCAAUAGGUGGUAUCAAGGCAGUGGUAUGGACCGACGUUGUCCAAGUGGUCCUCAUAUACAUCGCAUACAUCAUGGUCAUCGGAUCUGGCUUGCACUACUUGGGAGGCUUCAGUGCUAUGUGGCAGAUCGCCGGUGAUGGAGGCCGUUUGAUAUUUACAAACUUUAGCCUUAGCCCGUACGAGACAUAUACGACAUGGACAAUGGUAUUCGGCUGGACCGUCACCUGGAUGGGCAUGUACUGCGCUAAUCAAACACAGGCGCAGCGCUAUGCCAGCAUCGGAUCACUCAAGGGUGCCCGAAUAGCUCUGUUGCUGAACAUACCGGGCACGAUCCUUAAUGUAACAAUGGCCGUGUUGUCGGGACUUACCCUGUACGCGGUAUAUGGCAACUGUGAUCCACGGCUCACUGGUGACAUCCGCAAAGCAGACCAGCUUGUGCCGUACAUUGUGCAAGACAUGCUACACCAGUACCCUGGACUGAGUGGUUUACUGGCUACAGCUGUGUACAGCAGCUCUCUGAGUACGCUGUCAUCCGGGUACAAUUCUUUAGCAGCAGUGACCUGGGAGGACUUUAUGCGGCCUUGGAUAAAGUCCUCCGAAGCAACAACUUUGCGGAUAACCAAGUUAACUGCUGCUUCGUACGGGCUUCUAUCAAUAGCAGUCGCAGUCCUAGUCGGCACCAUGGAGUCCAUAGUACAGGCUGCCUCAUCCCUGUCAGGUGCCUUGUGUGGCCCGAUGGUUGCCGUCUUUGUCUUGGGCUUCCUUUUCCCGUGCUGCAAGAAAAAGGGUGUCAUCGUGGGAACUUUCAUAUCGAUAAUCAUAUCCGGCUGGAUGUCACUCGGAUCUAUUCUACAUCCGAGGAAGCCGUACACACUUCCCACCACCACCGCUGGAUGUUCGCAUUUCAACGAGACGAUCACAUCGGGGUCAUACGAGUCGCCUCCGUGGCCAAGUGGGAUUUACCAGUUCUACCACAUCUCGUUUAUGUGGGUGGCCUUCGUCGGGUUCGUCGUGCACCUAAUUGUCUCAUUAGCCGUCAGCCUGGCCUUUGAAUGGCGUGGGUCGGAAGUCGUAGACCCUACUUACGUCUGCCCUCUGGUCAGGAAGUACAUGCGCAACAAACCGGAAACUAGCGACGAGAGGGACGAGAAGAUCAAAGAGAGACUGUCAAUGAAUCCUGCGACAACGAUGGAACUGAAAACCUUCAUCUUCGAUUCUAACCAACGAGCGGAAGCGUAGUAGUCCGAGUGUUCAUCGGGAGCAAAGCAGCGUUCGCCUUCUUAAAUGAGAAGAUGGCCAGUCUCUGCGCUAAAUGAAGCUGCUUAUAUCUAGUCACAACUUAUAUUCACAGAAGAAGAGCCGACCGACAAAAACAUCUCUUGCUUUCCCACUUUGGUUUUCAUGUUAUGGCUCGAAGUAUUACAAGAACAUAUGCAGGUUUUCCCUCAGAAUACAUGUAAAGAUGAAAAAAAAAAGUUCGUGGAGCGCACACCUUGAAGCAGGUACAAAUAAAGGUUUUAAGAUGUUGUGAA